This is a messenger RNA of Exophiala oligosperma, 324 nucleotides long. RefSeq lists its product as uncharacterized. Lineage: Eukaryota; Fungi; Ascomycota; Eurotiomycetes; Chaetothyriales; Herpotrichiellaceae. The transcript is spliced from 2 exons. The record is from RefSeq and is a predicted model, not a curated record. The coding region runs from base 1 to 324 and encodes 107 amino acids.
AUGUCCACCGCAACUUUUUCUGUUAAGGCGUACGCCUCCCGUAACGAAAUGUUCCACUCCAGAAAUAUGGCAUUAAAGGUCAAAGGAGAUUGGGAGGGCCCAGCAAUGCAGGCCGAUGAAGACGUCGCUGCCCUGCCGGCGAUUCUGCAGGAGGCAUCGGACGAAGAACUCGAGAAAUGGAGAAAGAUGACCCAUAUCUACAAAGACCAGCACGUCGCCUACGACGAAGACGCCGGCCAAUAUGGGCGGCAAAACAUGAGGUCAAGCAGGGUGCCUCCGAGGCAGCACCAGGUAUUUGGUCACAAGACUCAAGAGGCUUUGUAG